AAUGAAGAAGAAGAGGAACAACAGCAUCGCACUACAGAAGAAGAAAAAUGACGUAAAAUUAGCAAGAGUUCUGUACUUAUCUUUUUCAGAGAUUGAAUCAACAAUGUCAUCGGUUCAGUAUCUAAGAGAGUUCAUCAGCGAGCGACUAAAGACUGCUGCUGAAGAAAUAUUCUUAAAGCUGGAGAAAACAAUCAUCCAGUACGAGGUAGAGAUCGACCGUCAGCGCAGACUGCUGGACGACACCUGGAAACCCGAAAUGCAGAUAAAUACAACAGAUGUUCUACAUCAACUUAUCUGUAAGGAGGAGGAAGAGGAGGAUCUUGCUGUCCAGCAGUUUUGUAACCAGGAGAGCAAAUCCUGUCUGGACCUGAAAGAUCCAGAGCCUCCACAGAUUAAAACGCAUCAGGAGGAACUUGGCGCCAGUCAGAGAGGGGAGUUGCUUGAGCUUAAGUGGGACACUGAUACCUACGUAGGAACUCCAGUUUAUGAAGAAAAUAACCACACUGAAUCAGGGCCCAACAAUGGCCAGCUCUUCUCUCACAGAUCCCCAAUAUCUGACAUCCAAGACCAGGAACAAAGCCAACACUUGGACUCAAAAUCAACCAGAAAUGCUGAACUGAAGCCAGAAAGUGUAUGUAACAUAAAUUGUAGUAACAAUGUAGAAAAUCUCAUAUCUGAAUGUCAUUUUAACACUGAUACUGGUAAGAAGUCUUUAAAUUGCCAUAUUUGUGGAAAAACCUUUAAAUGUAAAUCCAAUAUGAAGAAACAUUACAAAGUCCACACGGGUGAGAGGCCGUAUUCUUGUAAAAUAUGUGGCAAAGGGGUUAGAGACAGUGACAAGUUGAUGGUCCACAUGCGGACACACACAGGUGAAAGACCCUAUUCUUGCAAAAUAUGUAAUAAAAGUUUUGCUCAGAAUGGUAGUUUAACUGUUCACAUGAGAACCCACACGGAUGAAAGGCCAUUUUCUUGUGAGAUGUGUGGGAAAAGUUUCAGAGAUAACAGUAAAUUGCUGGUCCACACGAGAACUCACACAGGCGAAAGACCGUAUUCUUGCAAAGUGUGUUGGAAAAGUUUCACUCAAAACAGUCAUUUGACCGUUCACAUGAAAACUCACAAACGAAUGAGGCCGUAUACGUGUCAAACAUGUGGUACGUUUUUCACUAACAGUUAUGAUAUGUUGCACCAUGCAACGACUCACAGGCAAGAUAUUUAUAGGAAAGAAGAUGAAAUGAGAGAAUGGAAGCAUGGAAAAUCAUAAAAAAAUUGAAAACGGUUUAAAGUAUUUAAGAUGUUUUAAACCUUUUUAAGAAGUUUAAAGCAAAACGAUUUAAAGCAUGUUUUGUUUUAGCAACAGUCCUAUUUUAUACCAUCUCAGACUGUAGACACGUUUAUAGAAACUGUACAAUAAAAGCCUUUAACUUAAAUGUCUUUACAUCUUUACAUCAAGUCAAUUUUACCAUGUCAACAUGGUGGCACCUCAUUCAUGUGAUGAACUUAUUUAAUGAAGUUUAUUUAUAAGCAUGUGUUUAAUGCAAGUAAAUGGCCAACAUGUGUUGUACUGUUUAACACAUGAAACAACACAAAACUCAGUCUGAGCCGAGGAGGAAAAAGUGGGAUUUUAGAUGAGUUUUAGAAUAGAACAAACUCUGUCACCUCUGUGUUUUGAUCAGCUGAUCAGCAUAAACUGUGUUUUUUUUUUAGCCUGUUUCUGGAAAAUGAAUUUCUCAGAAUAAAGUGGAAGUUUAAUUUUGUUCAUUUUAACAGUUGCAGUACUGACAACAAUCACUACAGGAUUUCUUUUAUAAUAAAGAAAUUUACAAGUAAUUUGAAUAUUGUCCACUGUUUUAGUUAAAAUAGGGUAACAGUGUAAAUAUGAAAAAGCAUGAGAAACAGGUAGUUAUAUCAUCCAUCUGCAUCACUGUUAUGUUUUGAAAAAGGAUUUUUUUUUUCUACAUUUCCUUUAUAUGUAAAAUUUACGUUUUCUCAUUUUGGUUUAUGCUGCUGCUGAAUAUCGUACAGGAUGUCACCUUUAGGUUUUUUUUUUUUUAUCAAAUUCAGAUUUUAAAAAAUAUUUUAAUAGGUUUUAGUUUUUUAAUGCUUUUUAAGAUUUAUACAAGCCAACCUAAUGCCUGUUAUUCUUGCUGCCAAAUGGCAUCUUAUUUUUUUUCCUGUGUUUUAGUUAAGAUUAACAGUUGUGGAAAAUGCACAGUACUGUACAGUAUAAGUAGUUGUAUAAAUAAACUUUAAUUAUUCAAACUCA
This is a messenger RNA of Melanotaenia boesemani (Boeseman's rainbowfish), 2263 nucleotides long. RefSeq names its product zinc finger protein 37-like. Gene Ontology annotation, biological process: regulation of transcription by RNA polymerase II. Lineage: Eukaryota; Metazoa; Chordata; Actinopteri; Atheriniformes; Melanotaeniidae. The record is from RefSeq and is a predicted model, not a curated record. The transcript is spliced from 3 exons. The coding region runs from base 2 to 1261 and encodes 419 amino acids. Gene Ontology annotation, molecular function: DNA-binding transcription factor activity; RNA polymerase II cis-regulatory region sequence-specific DNA binding.